Messenger RNA from Vigna radiata var. radiata (mung bean), 1449 nucleotides. RefSeq lists its product as uncharacterized. NCBI's taxonomy places the organism in Eukaryota, Viridiplantae, Streptophyta, Magnoliopsida, Fabales, Fabaceae. The transcript has 4 exons. The coding region runs from base 154 to 864 and encodes 236 amino acids. The record is from RefSeq and is a predicted model, not a curated record. Gene Ontology annotation, molecular function: protein binding; mRNA binding.
UAAAUGACUGCCACAUGCUACGCACCCCAUUUCCCAUUAGUCACACCGAGAUCACCUUUCAGGUUUAUCCUUCAUCAGCAGGACCACCAAGCCAACCCAUAUGAGCAAACAUCAGCUACUUUUCUCUAGCACUGUCUAACAAUUCUAGCUCAAAUGGAAAUCAUAUUUGUACCUUCUCUCUCCCUUGCAAAAUUCUCAAAGUCUCAAACUUUGUGGAAUUCACCACUCUUGGUUCACUGCAAACCCACCUCAGUUGCUUUCAGUUCAGUAACCCACCAUCAUUUGCCCAAGUGCUUUCUGUUGCACUCACAAUAUGGUGUUAGAUCCAAAGCAAAAGAAAAGCAGAACCUUGGAGUUGUACAUGCAUCAGAGGCUGCAUCCUCAACAACAACAACUACAACGAAUGCCAAUAAUGCAGAAAGAUGGCUUCUUGAACCAGUUGGAGAUGGUGAUACAAGGCACAUAGGGUACAAGGUCGAGAUGCCAGGUGCAUAUGAAAUUGCUUCUAGUGAGGUGACUGUUGGACGUGUACCAGACAAAGCUGAUCUAGUAAUUCCAGUUGCAACAGAUGACAUUUUAAUUGCAAGCAAUAGUAAACCUGAAGUGAAUAACAUUAAAACUCAGUUGGACAACAAGUUUCAGAUGAAAGACCUAGGAGUUGCGAGGAAGAUUAUGGGGAUUGAGAUCAUUAGACAAUGUGAUUUGAAGUGUCUAUAUGUGUCUCAUGAAACCUAUCUCAGAAAAAUCAUAGAGAAGUUUGGUAUAACACUUAAACAUGUAUCCACACCUUUUGUGUUUCACUAUAAGUUGAGUGAUGACCAAUCUCCUAAGAUGGUGAACAAUAGUCCAUAUGCUUUUUGUUAAAAAUAAGAUAGAGGUUAGUAGUUUUGAUUAUUUAGAUGCAGUAGUAUUUUAUUGUUAUAGAUAAAGAUAGAUUAUGUAGUUUUUUAUUUUAAGUAAGUUGAUAUUUUGGUUUUAGUUUUUAUUUUUUAUAUUUGAUCUGGUCUUAUUUACAUCUAUUUAAAAGCUGUUAAGGUUUAAUGAAAAAUUACCAUAGUGAAUUGAAAAAUAAGAUCACGUGUCACUUUUUUUUCAAUAGUUUUUAUGAUAUGUAGUAUAUGGUAAUCAGUAGAUCAUCUAGUUUCUUAGCAUCUACGAAACUUGGACUGUUUGGUUAAACUGUCUAAAUGGCUUUCUAAUUUAGUAUAAGAAUUAUUAUUCACAUGUCUUCCUUGUAGACGUGUAUCACAUGUGUAAGUUAUAACGUUAUUAUUGUAUAAAUAAGACCUUUGUACCAUAUGUUGAAACAAAAACAAAAAACGUUUGAGUUGUAAUUUGAGUGAGAUUUUGCUGUGAGAGAAAUUGUGAAGUUGUAAUCUCUGAGUAUAUAGUGAAUUCUCAUGUGAAGGUAGAUCGAAGUUCAGUAACACUUCAAUCGAGUCACAUUAA